AUGAGGAUUCUUUCACUUCUUUCUAUAAGUGCCCUGAUUUCUCUCGGGGCAGCACUGGGCGACUAUGAACCGUUUGAAUACAAGAAUCAAUUCGAACUUCCAGGUGGCCAAUCCAAUGCAUCAAUCGACGAGCCGGUCAGGACACCCUUAAAGUUUAGAAACUUCUAUUCCGACUUCAAAGUAAGGCUGGAGGACAUCUCGACAACAGUAUGUAACCUGAGCUUGUCCGCCUAUGAUGGCAACCGAGCCGCCCGCGAGACUUUAGGGCCUGUGAGGAACUACUGCUGGACGCACGCCAAUUGUAUACUAGCGACGUUGGACGAAAGAACGAAGGCUUCGUUCGCGGGAACAACUAUCCUCCUUGGCCUGGCGCCAACGACAUUAUCGGUCUUGGGACCAUCGGUUGCAGAGAUGGCGUUGCUCUCGAUUCAUCGGCCGUUCAUUACGCUACUCGUAUCUCUCGGGGCACCUGCGGUUUUCCCUGGCCGAUUCUUGCAGUGGGAGGAUCCUCUUCGAGCCAAUGAACCUGCUGUUGGGGCAUUCCUCGUCCGACCUUUGCGGUCACCGUGGAAAUGGAUUAUUUUGUUCCUUCAGUAUGGCUUUGCAGCAGGCGCCGUUACCAAUGUCUUCCAUGCGGCGUGGAGGAUCGGCACACGUAGUAUCAUCUCUUGGGCAUGUCCUACAAAUUAUUGGCCGGUGAUGUGGGUUCUUAUGUCGUUGCUCAUCCAUUUCUGUGCUAUUCUCUCCUUAAGAACCGCCAUUACCAAAAAAACAGAAUUUGGCCAACCAAGAAAUGUGGAAGUCGAACUCCCACAAUCAGUCGAUGAGAAUGGACAACCGAUUAAAAAAAGGAGUUUCCCCGGAGCAUGGAUCUUUUUGAGCGAAUUCACUCUCUCGGCGAAUAGUGAAUGGCAAGUUAGCGAUCUUUACAACAUUCAACUCGGGCCGUUCCCCGUAAUGUUGCAGUAUCUCGGUGCAUUCUUGUCCGUGUUAUACUUAGUCUUCGGAACAUUGAUUUUUUCGAGUUUGUUGUUUAUUGGGCUUUCGGAGGCCGUUCAAUUGAUUAUGAGACUUAUUGCGAGCGCUGCAAUUUGUCGAAUUUUGGUACAGUUUGAAGUCGGUGGUAUGAUUCAAGUUGAUGAGAGGAGGGUUUAUAAAGGGUUUGUGCAGGCGCCACUCGAGGGAUCUGGAAAGGAAGAGUGA
This is a messenger RNA of Orbilia oligospora ATCC 24927, 1203 nucleotides long. RefSeq lists its product as uncharacterized. Bases 1 to 1203 code for a protein of 400 amino acids. NCBI's taxonomy places the organism in Eukaryota, Fungi, Ascomycota, Orbiliomycetes, Orbiliales, Orbiliaceae. The transcript has a single exon. The record is from RefSeq and is a predicted model, not a curated record.